This is a messenger RNA of Protopolystoma xenopodis, 663 nucleotides long. The record is from the annotation of a GenBank genome assembly. NCBI's taxonomy places the organism in Eukaryota, Metazoa, Platyhelminthes, Monogenea, Polystomatidea, Polystomatidae.
GGUGCACGCGGCAUGGACGGAGUUCAGGGAAUGAAGGGUGAGCGAGGGCUUCAAGGCGGCUCAGGAGCUGUCGGCCCAGCUGGACCUGUGGGUCUGAUGGGCCCGCCUGGGGUGAUGGGCUACGAGGGUGAAAAGGGUUCGGUUGGACCCAGAGGAGCCCUGGGUGCUCAAGGACAACAAGGAGGAACCGGACUUCCAGGACCUAUGGGUCCCACAGGGGCUCAGGGCGAAGAGGGUCCUACGGGACCACAAGGCCGUCUAGGUCGACCCGGUUUUCCUGGAGUAAAAGGUGACCCUGGACCAACAGGUUCCCCAGGUGGUCCUGGAAUGCCAGGAAAGGAUGGUCAACCUGGCGCGCUGGGUCCCAUGGGACUAUCGGGGCCUAAAGGGGUCAAAGGGUUCCCUGGAGAACGUGGCUCUCUUGGAAAACAGGGCACAGAUGGACUAACCGGGCCUAUUGGAGAAAGAGGAGAGCCUGGAAGGUCAGGGCAGCCUGGCCAACGAGGAAAAAUUGGCGCGAGAGGUAGCCCUGGAAAACCAGGCCAGGAUGGCACUCCGGGGAUAUUAGGAGCAUCUGGAUCCCCUGGACCACAAGGGAUGAUCGGCAAUACGGUAAAGUGUAUACCAAUUCUAUUAUCACUGGCAGCGGAACGGGGAAAUUAG